Molecule: messenger RNA, 1477 nt
Organism: Dimorphilus gyrociliatus
Lineage: Eukaryota; Metazoa; Annelida; Polychaeta; Dinophilidae
Source: the annotation of a GenBank genome assembly
GCAGACUAGUGAAUGUCAUUUGUUAUAUAAAAAUUACGCAAGUGAAAUUUUCGAAAUUACUAAGUUUAUAGAGAGAUCAUCGAGUAAGAUGACAGGUAAAAAAUUGACAAAGGAAGAAACGAUAAGGCUUCGAAAUGAAUUUAUAGGCAAGUCUUGCCCUCUUUUCUAUAAAUCUAAUCCUUUAAAGAUUGUAGAAGCUAAAGGCCAAUAUAUGUAUGAUGAAGAAGGACAAGAGUAUUUGGAUUGUGCCAACAACGUUUGCCAUGUUGGGCAUUGUCAUCCAAAAGUUGUUGCUGCCGGGGUAGAACAAAUGGAAAUAUUGAACACGAAUUCAAGAUAUUUAAACGAUAAUAUUUUACAUUUAUCAGAAAGUUUAUUAAAGAAAUUUCCACCUUCGCUGAAUAGAAUAUACUUUACUAAUUCAGGGUCCGAGGCUAACGAUUUGGCUAUGAGACUUGCUAAAACUUAUACGGGUAAUCAGGAUAUAAUAUGCCUUAACGCAGCUUACCAUGGGAUAACUGAAGCAACGAUGAAAGUAUCCCCUUACAAACAGUUGUAUUCUAAACCAGAUCAUGUCCACGUUGCGCCAAACCCGGAUACUUAUAGAGGAAAAUUUACAAGGGACGAAUUCGAAAGUGACAAGGAAUUAUCAAAGCUUUACGCGUUGGAAAUUGAAAAAAUACUGAACAGGCUAAAAGAAUGCAACAGAAAAAUAGCCUGUUUUAUUCAUGAAAGCCUUCAGAGCUGCGCAGGACAGAUUAUAAUGCCUAAGGGUUAUUUGGAGAGUGUAUAUAAGCAAGUUAGAGAACACGGAGGGGUUUGUAUCGCGGAUGAAGUUCAAGUAGGAUUUGGUAGGGUUGGAAAAUAUUGGUGGGGAUUCGAAAUGAAUGAUGUCGUUCCAGACAUAGUUACGCUAGGUAAACCGAUGGGAAAUGGUCAUCCUAUAUCUGCUGUUGUAACAACUAGAGAAAUAGCUGAUCAAUUCUUUGAGAAAGCAGACUCUUUUUUCAGUACUUUUGCGGGGAAUCCUGUAUCUUGUCGUAUUGCCUUGGCUGUUCUCCAAACGAUUGAAGAAGAGAAUUUAAGAGAAAAUGCAAUUGAAGUUGGACAUUACUUUGUUAACGAAGUAAAAAAGCUAAAAUUAAAGCAUAGCAUCAUCGGAGAUAUUCGAGGUGCUGGCUUAUUCGCCGGAAUCGAAUUGUCCAAAGACCGUCUGACGAAAAAGCCGGCAACAGAAGAAGCAGCAUUCAUUGUAGAUUCAUUAAGGAAUCGUAAUAUAAUUAUGACAAUUGAUGGUUUAGAUGAAAAUGUCUUAAAGUUUAAACCACCAAUGUGUAUAACUAAAAGUAACGUUGACUUUUUAAUGUCUCGAUUGGAUAGUGUUCUAUUAGAAUGUCGAUUUUCAAAAAAUACUGUAAAGCGUCAAUUAUCAACAGAAUGUGAUGAAAAUGUUCCAGACAAGAAGCAAAAAGCCUAA